AUGAUUCACGGCAAUCUUGCUUGGUUUCGUGCGGAUCGGCUCGAGUGGGAAAGGAGGAAUGAAUAUGAUAGAGAGUGGAGUAAACGUAGCUCGGAUUCGGAUUCGUGGCAGUUUUCGUGGACACGUUGUGAAGCUUUUAUGAAAAUUGGUUUGAGGUGGGAGGGAUCAGAUCAACAGAUUGAACAAAUUAAAACUUGA
This is a messenger RNA of Sclerotinia sclerotiorum 1980 UF-70, 198 nucleotides long. RefSeq lists its product with no specific name. The coding region runs from base 1 to 198 and encodes 65 amino acids. Lineage: Eukaryota; Fungi; Ascomycota; Leotiomycetes; Helotiales; Sclerotiniaceae. The record is from RefSeq and is a predicted model, not a curated record. The transcript has 2 exons.